Molecule: messenger RNA, 4528 nt
Organism: Impatiens glandulifera
Lineage: Eukaryota; Viridiplantae; Streptophyta; Magnoliopsida; Ericales; Balsaminaceae
Product: condensin-2 complex subunit D3
Exons: 10
Coding region: 508-4455 (1315 amino acids)
Biological process (GO): mitotic chromosome condensation; meiotic chromosome condensation
Cellular component (GO): condensed chromosome, centromeric region
Molecular function (GO): histone binding
Source: RefSeq, a predicted model, not a curated record
UUCUGAUUCAUUUCUCUUUCUCUCACACACACUCACACACACAAGUCUUCUCUUUGGUUCUAUAGCUUUGCAGUAGACAUCUCUAUCCAGAUCAAUCACGAUCUUAGAGCCUUUAUCGAUCUAUCAAUCUCUCGUAUUAUCGAUCGAUAGGCGACUCCGCUUCAGUUCUCUAAUCGAUAUGCCUCAAGAUCUUAGCUAUCGGUUCGUCGCCUUUCUCUUCCAUUAGGUAUGUCCACUCAUUCUUCAACUUCUUCAUCGUCUUUUGGGAGAAUUGUAAGGGAUUCAUACAUUCCUCGAGUUUUCAGAUGUAUAAAUAACUUCAGCUCCAGUUCGCCACACAGAACACGCAGGUAGCACCACCAGCAGCAGCUAAGGGUUUCUAUUUUACUUUCCCCAAACCCUACCUCUCCAGACUGCUUUCCCUCGACUCUCCCGUGAACGAAUCCCGACGACGCCUGCUUCUGGUACCUUGAAAAGCACUUCAAAUCUCAAGACAAUUCAGCAGCCAUGGAUGAUGCCAUAUACCGGAUUGUCUCAGAGUUCGAAGCUCAUAAUGCACAAACACCCAUCUCAGAAUCGGCUUUACUGGACCUCCAAACCCUACUUGACAAUGCCCUCAAUACUGAUGACCAUCUGGACGUUGAGCGCCUCUACGAUGAACUCUCAUCAAAGAACAUCUCUGCAAGCUCUCUCGUACCACCAUUCAUGACAUCUAUGGAUUCCGGACCAAUUCAUAUUUCUCUUCUGGCUACAAAUGUGUAUCUCUCUUUAAUUCUUUCGCAGAAUGCCCCUGUCUUUACAUUGUUCACGCCCAUGGCGUUUCUAUCUCUUCUUCGUUCAAUUCGUCGGUUUUUUAAAAACCCAAAUCUUGGAAACGCGCCUCCUGCUUCGAGCUCUAGCCAAACCCGGAAUAAAAGGGGUGGUGGACGUCGUGGUCCUUCCCGCAAUAGGUCGCAGAAUGUUGAAGACGAUAGCGAGAGGAAUGAAGAGAGACGAAUUGACAUUAGAACAAUGUUUACCUUACUAGAAAAGUUAGAACUCGUUCUACGUUUGGUCCAUCUAGAUCGGUUUCCCGACAGCAUGAAGUCUUUGAUCCAAACUAUUGCAGAAAUACCACUGACUGCAAUGGAAGUCAGUGGAGCUUCAGGAAACUACAAUAAAUUGUGUCAGUUUUGUUCAAAGAUCUUGAUUGAGCUGUUGAAGCCGGAGCAUGGGGAUCAAUCGGUUUCUUCAGCCGAGGUGUUGAAGUCAAUGUCGAACUCGAUUCUGUUAGUCAAAUCACCAGCUCGAACAUUUGCACUUGGAUUUGUUGUGAAUCAGAUGAUGAGCUUAUCAAAAGAUUCAAAUGAAAUCAGGAAGGCAGUUGUGAAUGUUCCAAAGUAUUUGGUUCAAAAAGUGCAUGAGAAGGCGGAUGCUCGAUCAUUAGCAGUUGAAUCAAUCGUGGAGAUCGUCAAGUCUAUGGAAUUCGAUGAUCAAGUUGGAUUUACAGAUUAUGUUGUCAGAUUGACCCAAAGCAAAACCAGGUUCAGGCUCUUGGCAGUAGAUCUUAUUCCAGCUCUAACAAUGUCGCUGACAGAUCCACUGGGAUUGAAUUCUGAAACAACCGAUGAGAAAUCUUGGGGAAUUAGAUGUGUCGAGGCUCUAAUUGAGCGGUGUGUGGAUUCAGCCGCGACAAUUCGAGCACGGGCAUUGUCAAAUUUGGGACAAUUGGUUGGAUUCUUAACAAAGGAUGAUAGAAGUAAGGCCUUGUUGAAGGUUGCAAUGGGUUGUUGCAAUGAAGAUGAAAACAGGAUGAAUAGUCUUCUAAGAAGAAUGUGUGCAGAUGAGAAGGCAGCGGUUAGAAAAGCUGCACUUACAUUAAUAUCCAAAUUGACAUCUUCUUUAGGCGGCUCCCUCGAUGAAACUAUGGUUAAAACUAUGGGGAUGGCUUGUUCAGAUUCACUUGUUAGUAUCCGCAAAGCAGCUGUUUCUGCUCUCUCAGAGACGUUUAGAAGAUUCUCAGAUGGCUUUGUAACUAGAGAAUGGUUACAUUCUGUUCCAAGGCUAAUAACUGAUAAUGAAACCAGCAUUCAAGAAGAAUGUGAGAAUUUGUUCUUAGAACUUGUAUUGGAUAAAAUAUCCGAAUCCCACUCUAAUAAGCUACAAAACAAGAGAACCAUUUCGUUUGAUCCUAACAUCGAGUGCAAAGAUGUUUUGAAUAUCUUGAGAGAGGUAUGUGAUGGGGAAGUGAUGCCAUGGGUGAGAAAGAUAUGCACAAAUUUAGGAAAGAAGAAACGGUUGAAAUCCAAAUUAGUUAUUGCACUUCAAGAUAUUGUCAAGGCAUCUGAAUCAGCAUGGUUGAGCCAAUCCAUGUCAAUAAAGAAAUGGACAGCACCUCCAGGUGCUUGGUUUCUUUUAUCUGAAACAUCACUUUUCUUGCCUAAAGCUGUCGAGUGGGAAUUCCUUCGCCAUCAUUGGGAGCUCUUUGAUAAGCAUGGUUUGGGCGGUGAGACGAAUAAUGAUCCAUUUCCCGAUCCAAUGGCUAAUAAUGAAAAUAACGGCGGGGUUGAAUCGAAUAGUGUCGCGUGGGCGGGUGAUAGAGUGUUUCUUCUUCAAACAAUAUCUAACGUCUCAGUUGAACUACCACCCGAACCUGCAGCAGAUUUAGCUCAUAGUUUCCUUCGACGAAUUGAAGAAUUUAGUAUGCAUCCAACUGAGAUUAAUGCACAUGUGAAAGCAUUGAGAACCGUGUGUAAGCAGAAAGCUUUAAGUGUUGAAGAAGCAGACAGUCUAGUUAUGAAAUGGGUUAGCCAGCUUCUUACUAAAGCUUCUCAGAUCCUGGACAAGUUUUUAUCAAACGAAUCCGAAACGAACAAAGAGAACAACUUUUUCACGCCAACCAAAACUGGCGGUAAGAAAGGAAAGAGAGCCGAAGCAGCAGAGUCAAGAUCGAUAACAGCGAUUUAUACUAUCGGUUCCUUGAUUACUAUCUGCCCGUCAGCUGAUUUGAAAUCCAUUGUUCCAUUACUGCAUAAAGUUAUCACUUCAGGAAAUUCUAAUUCUAAAAUUGCCAAACUUCCUGGCAUCAAUCUUUCAAUUAAGAAUACUGCCCCUUCCCUUUACAUUCAAGCAUGGCUAACAAUGGGGAAGAUCUGUUUGGCUGAUGGGAAACUUGCUAAAAGCUACAUUCCUUUGUUUAUGCAGGAGCUUGAGAAGAGCGAUCUUGCAGCACUACGAAACAAUAUUGUCGUAAUGAUGGCAGAUUUUUGCGUUCGUUACACUGCUUUGGUCGACUGUUACAUGUCGAAGAUCACAAAGUGUCUUCGCGAUCCAUGUGAACUUGUGCGAAGGCAGACAUUUGUACUACUCUCUAGAUUGUUGCAGAGGGACUAUGUGAAGUGGAGAGGAGUGCUCUUUCUCGGGUUUUUGUUAUCUUUAGUCGACGAAUCAGAAAAAAUCAGACAACUUGCUGAUUAUCUUUUCAACAAUAUCUUGAAAGCCAAGGCGCCACUUUUAGCGUAUAAUGGUUUCGUGGAAGCAAUCUAUGUACUAAAUGAUUGCAAUGCUCAUACCGGGCAAGCUAAUUCCAAGACUUCAAAUGCUGAGACUCGAAUUUUCGCCAUUAAGGGUAACUAUGAGAACCCGAGAUCUAAGCGAAUGCACAUAUAUGUUUCUUUGCUGAAACAAAUGGCUCCAGAACAUCUUUUAGCUACUUUUGCUAAAGUUUGUGCUGAAGUAUUAGUUUCUGCAUCUGAUGGAAAGCUGAAUAUCGAAGAUUCUACAGGUCAAUCGGUUCUUCAGGAUUGUUUCCAAAUUCUUGCUUGUAAGGAGAUAAAAAUCAUACCAAGCCGUGGAUCGGCGGCGUUAGAUUCAGGAGAUAUUGAAGAAGAAGUUGGCGGCGAUAACGGAGCAGUUGCGGCGGCGGCAGCGAGAGGAAAGGCGAUAACUCAGGCAGUGAAGAAAGGUCUGAUUCAGAACGCAAUACCGAUCUUUAUCGAAUUGAAGAAGUUAUUGGAGAGUAAAAACAGUCCCUUAAUCGGAUCGCUAAUGGAAUGUCUCCGGAUAAUUCUAAAAGAUUACAAGAACGAAAUCGACGAGAUAUUGAUUGCCGAUAAGCAACUUCAGAAAGAACUUAUCUACGAUAUGCAGAAAUACGAAACAACGAAAGUCAAAUCAACAAGAGAUGGCUGCGGCGGCGGUGGCGGUAAUCAGUCUCCUACAGGGGAACCGGAUUCGGCGGCUGCGGUGGCUGAGUCGGUUUUGAAGGAGGUGAACGGAGGAAAAGCGACGCCGCCGUUGAGUUCGAUGAAGAUGCCGAAAUUGAAGACGGCAAUGAGGGAGGGAGAGGCGGCGGCGGAGGCGGCGGCGGAGGCGGCGGCGGAGGCGGCGGGGGAUUCUGGUGGAGGAAGGAAGUCUAUGGUGUUGGAAUCAUUGAGGAAAAGACAUUGUUUUGAUUCUGAUGAUGAAGACAACUGAAAAAAAUAUUAAAUGAAUAAAUCAUCUGUUGUGAUGUUUGUAUUAUUAUGUGUGUUUUAAUUUUAGAUCAUAU